Chlamydomonas reinhardtii is the source of this 4057-nucleotide messenger RNA. RefSeq lists its product as uncharacterized. The transcript is spliced from 7 exons. The coding region runs from base 321 to 3008 and encodes 895 amino acids. NCBI's taxonomy places the organism in Eukaryota, Viridiplantae, Chlorophyta, Chlorophyceae, Chlamydomonadales, Chlamydomonadaceae. Gene Ontology annotation, biological process: regulation of transcription by RNA polymerase II. Gene Ontology annotation, molecular function: protein dimerization activity; RNA polymerase II cis-regulatory region sequence-specific DNA binding; DNA-binding transcription factor activity, RNA polymerase II-specific. The record is from RefSeq and is a predicted model, not a curated record.
CAUGAAUCUUUCACGGUGUGUUUUGAUACUGCCAAACGGGAAGCACUGAAGUUUCCUGCGCGACGCAACUCCUGUAAUUCCAUUAAUCACGUUGAUAAUUUGCUUUAAACUAAGAUCAAGUGACGCUCAGACUUAUUAGCGCAAUGAUGGAGGGCGGGUGCAGACAGCCCCGCCAGCGACCUUGGCGGUGAAAGGCUUGACUUGCUCGCUGGGCAGGCGGGAAACCUUUGGGGCCUCUCUGGGUAGCCUAUACAACAGCUAGCGGUUGAAUAAUACUGUGGAGCGCGGGGUUCGGGACUCGUUGACUUGCAAUCGUGAGAAUGAGUCGAGGGAAAGUCCAACUGCAGCGCAUCACAGAUGACAAAACACGUCAGGAGGUGUUCCACCGGCACAAGCAGGCGCUGUUCCGGCGCGCCAUGGAGCUGUCGGUGCUGUGUGACUGCGACGUGGGCCUCAUCGUGUUCGCGCCCGGCUCCUCCGGCCCCGGCACCGGCGGCCAGCGGCUGUACCAGUUCAGCAGCAUUGAGAUGGAGGAGCUGCUGGAGAGAUACGCGGGGGCUGUCAAUGAGCCGCACGAGCGGCGCGGCAACAGCGAGCUGAUGCGGCACUACUACGAGCUGUCUCCGGAUGAGGACGGCGAGGGCGGCGAGCCGGGGCCGCUGGAGGGAGACGCGGACGGCGGCGGCGCCUCGGCGGCGGCGGCCGCGGCGGCGGCGACCAUGGCCGCGGUGGACAGCGUCAUACUGGGCAGCGGCCGGCGGCGGGAGAGCCGGGACGGGAUGGCGCCGGGCGGCGGGGCCGGAGCGCUGUUGAGGCGCAUGGUGCCGGGCGGGCUACCGGGCGGGUUGCACGGCCAGUUGCAGCUGCAGGGACUGCAAGGGCUGCAGGGGCUACAGGGGCUACAGGGUCCCAUGCAAGGAAUGGUGGGUAUGCUGCCGAGCGGCCUCGGCUCUGGCGGCAUCGGCUCCGGCGGCCUCACCCCGGGCGGCGGCGGCGGCGGCGGCGGCGCGCUGCAGCUGCCGACUCCGGGCGGCCUGGGCGGCGGCGGCGGUCUGCCGGGCGGUCUGAUGCCUGGCGGCAUGCGGCGUGUGGGCGGUGCGGUGCCGCUGGAGGGCAUCAAGGCCGCGGGCUUCCUGGACAAGCGCAACUACCCGGUGAGUCCUCGCAGCGAGCGCGCCUACGAGGACAUCACGGCCGAGUUCGACAAGCUCACCGAGCUGCGCAACAAGAGGGCACGGAGCGGCGGCGCGUCGCAGACGGUGCCCACGGGGCUGCAGCCGCUUUCCUCCUCCGCCGCCGCAGCGCUCAACCCGCAGCAGCAACUAUCGCAGCUGCUGAUGCAGCAACAGCAGCAACAACAACACCUGCAGCACCAACACCAGCACAACCUGCAACAAUUCGACAGCGGCGGCGCCAAACGCUUCAAGCCGCUCUCCAUCAUGGUGCCAGACAACCAGGCGCACCCCAUCCUGCCCUCCGGCGUCACGCCGCUCACCGGACCCACGCCCAUGUCUGGUGGCGGGCCAGGAGGCGCCGCGUCCGGCAUGGCCUCGGCCUCUGCGGCAGGAGGCGUGGGUAUGGGCGGCACGGGCGGGCGCGGGGGCCCCGCCGGCCUGGCGGGCGGCAGCGGGGCGCCGGCGCUCAACGGGCAUUUCUUGCCGCACUCGCAACAGCAACAUCAAUCGCAACACCAGCAGCAAGCACAACAUCAGCAGCAGCAGGGCCAGCAGGGGCUGCCGCCGCGGGCGCCGUCGUCCAGCGGGCGGCCCUUUGGCGCGGGCCGCACCUCGCUGUCCGGCAUCGCCUCCGCGCUCGCCGCCGCGCAGCAGGCGGCAGGCGCCGCCGGAGGCGGCGCCGCCGGCUCGGGCCCCAUGGACACCGACGGCGGCGGCGGCGCCUUCACGUUUGACCGGCGCACGCUGACGGGCGCGCUGGACGACCUGGGGAUUAGCUUCGCGCCCAUGCGCAUGUCCAGCGACGGCUCCGCCGCCGCCAUGCUCAGCAUGCCCUCGCCGCCGCCGCACGGCGCCACCGCCGCCCUGUUCGGCGCGCUGGACGGCGGGCCGCUCAGCGUGCGCAGCAGCAGCCACGGCAUGCUGGCGGCGCUGGGCAUGGGCUCGGGCAUGGUGGGCUUGGAGCGGGGCACCAGUGUGGGGUUGAGCGGGCUGCUGGAGAGCCCGGGGCCCAUGGCGCUGGACAGCAGCCUACGCGGCCUGGCGCCCAUGGAUGUGCUGGACUGGCCGUCCUCCUCGCCCAGGUCCAGUGCGGGCAACAGCGAGGGCGGGGGCGGCGGCAGCGGCGCCACCACAGGCGGCUUCGCCUCGGACGACGGCGAGGGCGGCACGGUGUUGGAUGGGUUGGAGGUACGCGGCAUGGCGCUCUCCAAACUGGCGCCCGAGGCACGCGUGGCGGCAAUCGGCACCUCAUCCCCGGACGGCGGCGGCGGCACGCCGCCAGCCACCCGCGGCACCGCCGCCGGCGCGGGCGCGGGCGCGGCAGGGACAGGGAGCGCGGCGGCGGGCGGGAGUGGCGGGGGGUCGUUGCCUGCCGCCGGCGGUGGCGCGGGCAGCGCCUUCGCUGCCGCGAAUGCCAAGGCGGCGGCCGCGAGCGCCGCUGCAGGUGCCGGGGCGGAGGGCGCAUCGGCGAAUGCCAGCGGCGAUGCGGGGCCAGAGGCGGCGGCGGCGGGGCUGGGCGGCUCGUUUGCUCGCGCGACCAGCUAUGAGCUGUUUGCUGCCAACGUGGCGGGCGCGGCGGACGGCCUCACGCCCGAGCUCAGCUUCGAUGUGCUGUCAGGGGCCAAGGCGGCGGCAGCGGCCGCGUCGGUGGCAGCGGCACAGCUGCAGCAGGAGGCGGCGGAGAGGAAGGCGGCGGAGGAGGAGGCGGAGGGCAGCGGCGGCGAGGGCGGCAGUGGCGAGGUGGCGGACCUAGGGCUAAUGGUGGUGGGGCGAGCGCUGGAGAUCCCCGCCGGCGCUGGGACGGGAACACCGCCGCCGCCUGCGCCCCACUGAGGCCUGGAGAGGGCGGGGCGGGACGGGCAGGCAGGCAUCUGCGCUGUCGCGCCCCUGUUGCAGCCUUGGUUGCUGUUCAACAGGCUGCAAUUUCAAUGGGGACGCGGAUUGAAUGGAUCGGACGAAAGGGCUCUCGUGGGUUUGGGUAUGCUGUGUUGUUCUUAUGCAGCCAUCAUGCCUCUGACCCGCUUCAACACGGGUAGGAGCUUUGUACAUAUUGGACAGACAAGAGCGGUUUUGGUGUGUCACUGAGGCGUGUGUGGGGGGGAGGGAGGGGGGGCAUGGCCUGGCCGCUUUGACAGACGUGGGCACAGAGGUGCCGGCCCUGACGAGAGGCUUGCAUGGCUACGGCCAGACAUAGCUGGCUAGGGGGGCGCGUGGUGCACCGACGCAAGCAAGGCAUUACUCGUGAGGGACGGCAUUAUACAUGACAAGCACCUAUCGUGAGCUAAUGGAAAUGCUGGCAACGCAUGCACGUUCAGAACAGGAAAGCCAGGACAGGCCUGCAUGUGUGUUGUGUCUGCGACGCAAGUUCGAACGUGGGCAGGGUCCCACUGCAGAGUCCCAUGAAUACGGUUGAAAUCUAACAGCCGUGAUUGCUGCGGUCACAUGCGCUACUAGGUGGCCUGGCGGCGGCUCUGCACUCUGCAACCGGUGCUACAUGCGCAGCUACGUGCGCCUUCAACAUGAUUUCCGGAUUGAGCAUUCGAGUUGGGGCUGCUGCAGCUGUAGGAGCGAUGGGGAGUAGCAGGACCAGGCCGACCAGGGUGUGCGAUGGACCAGGGGUGCGACGGGACAGGGUAAGGGGCAGGUUGGCGUAGUCCCGCAGUGUGCAGCUCAUUCCUAGACCCCCAACAAACGGACCCAGAGCGCGCUGCAGGUGGAGCUGGGCGAUGAGUGAUGACGUGGUGAGGAUUGGAUCGCUGUCAGGCUGUUCAACGAUGCCGGCAAGCAGAAGAACCACAUGUUAAUAGUGGGUACGUCCUGAUUCCGACCUUGCAUCAGCUGCCUUCCGCGCAUUAUCGGAUUGAAAGAUACGAUACCGUAGU